Messenger RNA from Aspergillus fischeri NRRL 181, 1377 nucleotides. Its product is annotated as putative sterol carrier protein. The transcript is spliced from 2 exons. Gene Ontology annotation, molecular function: acyltransferase activity, transferring groups other than amino-acyl groups. Bases 1 to 1377 code for a protein of 458 amino acids. NCBI's taxonomy places the organism in Eukaryota, Fungi, Ascomycota, Eurotiomycetes, Eurotiales, Aspergillaceae. The record is from RefSeq and is a predicted model, not a curated record.
AUGGGAAAGAAGCAAGUAGCGCCCGCCUAUGUCCUAGGCGUGGGCAUGACCAAGUUUAUCAAGCCUCGUGGCAAGGUCGACUACCAUGAACUCGGAUUUGAGGCCGGUGUCAAGGCUAUGCUGGAUGCUCACAUCAAUUACGAUGAUGUCGACCAAGGUGUUGCAUGCUACGUUUACGGUGAUAGUACCUGCGGUCAGCGUGUCUUCUACCAGUUCGGUCUGACCAACAUCCCCAUCUACAAUGUCAACAACAACUGCUCAACCGGCUCAACCGGUCUGGCCAUGGCUCGCACCAUGGUCUCCCACGGCGCUGCGGACUGUGUUCUUGUUAUUGGUUUCGAGAAGAUGAGCCCUGGAAGCUUGCAGUCGGUCUACAACGACCGGGCCAAUCCGACUGGUCUCUUCGGUAUGAUGAUGGCCGAGACGAGGGGAAUCACCAACGCCCCCGGUGCUGCACAGAUGUUUGGCAAUGCUGGUCGGGAGUACAUGGAGAAGUAUGGAGCCAAGAAUGAAGACUUCGCGGAAAUCGCUCGUAUUAACCAUGAACACUCCAAGCGCAACCCCUACUCGCAGUUCCAGGAUGAAUACACGCUCGAGCAGAUCCUCAAGGCGCCUAUGAUUCACGAGCCCCUCACCAAGCUGCAGUGCUGCCCAACCUCGGAUGGGGGUGCUGCCGCUGUGAUCGUCUCCCAGGCAUUCCUAGACGCCCGUCCCCACCUCAAAGACCAGGCAAUCCUGAUCGCAGGUCAGCAGCUUGCAACGGACACACCCACUCUCUACAACCGAAGCUCAAUCGACCUGAUGGGCUUUGGGAUGACCCGCUACGCCUGUCGGGCGGCCACUGCUGAGGCUGGCGUCAACGUUAAGGACAUGAAGGUCUGCGAACUGCACGACUGCUUCUCUGCCAAUGAGAUGAUCACGAUUGACGCACUCGAGCUCUGUGAGCCUGGCAAGGCGCACGAGAUGGUUCGCAAAGGUGAUAUCACCUAUGGAGGCAAGAUGGUCAUCAAUCCCUCGGGCGGUCUCAUCUCCAAGGGUCAUCCCCUGGGUGCUACCGGCCUUGCGCAGUGUUCUGAGCUGGUCUGGCACCUGCGCGGAUGGGCCAACAACCGAUUGAUCCAGGGAACAGAUGCGGCACUGCAGCACAACCUUGGCUUGGGUGGUGCAGUCGUCGUGACUGUAUAUAAGCGUGCGGACGGCAAGGUUGCGACUGCAGUUCCUUCAGACGUUGUCGCGAAGAUCACUGGACUGGGAUACAAUCCAGCCGUCGAGGCAAAGGGCUUCACAGCCGAGCAAGUCAAAUCGGUCCUCAGCAAGAAGCACAACGACGAGUGGGCCCUGGGUGACACUCAGGAGAGAGUGCUCGCUCGCUUCUAA